GUACAUCUCGUAGCCCUGCCACUCCCGCCAGUCCGCUGAGUGAGGUGAAGACCUAGCCAGCCGAGUGUGUCAGUCGUUCCUCUGUUUCUCCACACACACGCACGAAACAAAGGGAGUGGGGGAAAAAAAGUUUUCCUGGGAUCACUUUCUAAACUUUUCCCGUGCAUAAUACACACACUUCUAGGAUACAAAACUAUAGCCUGGAUAUACACACACUCAGUAGCCAGCAGAAGUGGAUAUAUAAAUCUGGUUGGGCCCAGCUGCACUGGGUGUUGUACGUUGAGGAACGCGUCAAGGAAUCAAACCCGUACCCACUGACGCCACCUCAGAACUACGUGUCUGCCUGUUCCCCCUUUUUGUUUUAAGGCACGUGUCCCACACCAAGUGCUUCCUUCUUAUCCCAGGCCGGGAUGAAACAGAAGAGCUCAAGGCAGACGCCACUUUGACGUCUGGGAGGGGGAAAAAAAGUUCGAGAAAAGGUAGAGAAAGAUGACAAGGACUACGUCAAGGGAGAUCACAAAUAAUAACCCAGACAACACAGAAGCUGAAGAGAUCGAGUCGACAAUACACCGAGGCCGAUAGAAAACAACCCAGAGCUACAAACAGCUCAAGCGAAACAGCCAAUAGGACGCAAAGCAACAAAGCCGACAGCUGAAGCAACACUAGCAGCGCCAACCAAAGCUGUAGAGACACACACGAAAAAGAAAAGCCGAGAUGAAUAUAUCAGCCAACACCACCACCACCACCACCAUGCCGACGCCUUACACCACCAACCCCAGAAUGGUGAACGGAAUCAUCAUUCUGAUCCUAAUGAUCUUCAUUAUAUUGGGCAACGGUCUGGUCUACUAUGUCUACAGAAACUAUUUUAAGGUGAACAUCUUCACGUUCUUCGUGAAGGUCCUGGCGGCGAUGGACCUGCUGACCGCCUUCACCACCAUGCCGAUAGACGUGAUGGUCAAGCUGAGGCCACUGGACGAGGACCAGAUGAACCUGGACUUCAUGUGCAAGGUGUCGCACUUCGCGGUCUACUCGAGCCACCUGUUGAGCGUAUGCGUGCUCACGUUCAUCUCGUAUCAACGCUACAUGAAGGUUUGCCAUCCACUGAAGCCAGGCUUCGACCUACGACAGGCCAAGAUCAUUGUCUGGAUAGCCGGGGCCUGCUGUACCGUGUUCUGCAUAUUCUCGCUGGUCAUGAUGGGCCGGCAAGACAUCCGAGUGCAGGUCCGCGAGGGCCUGGUGGUGAACGUUACCAUCUGCCGCUUCGAGAAGCAGUACGACGGCACGCCCGUCCAGAUCGCCUUCCACCACUCCCUGUUCGCCAUCUUCGUGGUGGCGCUGCUCAGCAUGUUCUUCUUCUACAUCCUCAUCGCCCGGGAGCUGCGGCGGUUCGAGAAGAGGAACUCGGAGGUCUUCAUGUCCGUGCCCACCACCCCGGACACGCACUCGGUGCACAGCGCGCACGACCUACGGCACGGCUCGUACGUGGACAAAAACUGCGUCCUGGCCACGCGCAUGGACAAGAUCUCCACGCACAUGUACAAAGUGUUCGCCAUCAUCACGCUCAUCUUCAUCCUCAGCUACCUGCCGCACCUGGUGGUGCUGAUCCUGCAGGAGGUGCUCCACCUGGACGACUUGGUGCUGACCUACGCCCAGAGGGCGCUGGUGGAAGUGGCCUACAACAGCCCUUACAUCAGCUCGGUGGUCAAUCCUAUCGUCUACGGCUUCUCCAACGCCGAGUUCAGAGGUCAUUGCCGAGACCUGCUCACUUGUAAAAUAUUCCGAGGGGGAAGUUCCUUCUAUUGAUAAGCAGUGAAUCAACGUACAAUUCUAAGCAACAUCAACCAAGCUUCUUACGUUUGAGAGCCGAGAACAUUUGAAUUUGACAAAGUCAAAACUUCAAUAGACCCAAGUCGAAUUUUUUUCAGUUGUCCUCAAAUGCAAUAAGUAUUUUUUCAAGUGGAUGUUUUGCAGUAUAGCUUCUUAUUAUCUGUUCACAAAAGAAUCCUGCGUUUGCUGACACAGAAGACGCCAGUAUUAUUUGCUACGUCCAUUGAUCUGAAUCCCUGAAGUUGGACAAUGACUUCUGCUGGACACCGACAGGGACGUUGCUUUCGUUUUGUCAUAUUGACAUUUACCUGGAAUAACCGUUCGCACGAGAUCCUUCGAUAUACUGCGCCUCAACACUCACCAGCGACGUCGCAGCCUGUGGGCAGUGGAGACCCAUAGCUCGUUGCCACGUCGUACAGACCUGUGACGUGGCAACAAGCAAUCUGUCUCCACUACCCACAGGUUGCGACGUUGCAGGUCAGUGUUCCACCUACAAUGACGAUUGGUCUCGCGUUGGCCAUAACUGCGAGGGGCAACUGGUCAGUUAGCGCCACCCUCUCCCCGCCACUCUCAUUCCAUCCUCAAGGCGCCUUCAAAUUGAACACGCCCCACGCUUGUUGCUCCAUUUCAGUGGUCUCAUUCAUAUUGAUCAAAUAGGGCUGGAACAUAGCGUAAGGUGGAUGAGGGGAAACCGCGUGCCACCAUAGCAACGGCGCCAAAGAGUGGACUCGUGUACACCUUGUCAACAUUUUUGUUGUUGUUUUCAGUUCAGCUGCAAUAUACCCCAGGACCACCACACAGACAUGUCUGAAUGGUUUACAGUGUGCACUUUGCUUGUGCAGAAAGUGGGAGGUUACCAUAAUUGUCUCGUCACUAAUGCCUACUAUACAAUUGUGACAUAAUACAUGCAAAUAAAUAAAGUAUUGGAAAUAAAAGAGAACAAA
Molecule: messenger RNA, 2771 nt
Organism: Biomphalaria glabrata
Lineage: Eukaryota; Metazoa; Mollusca; Gastropoda; Planorbidae
Product: QRFP-like peptide receptor
Exons: 5
Coding region: 715-1803 (362 amino acids)
Biological process (GO): neuropeptide signaling pathway
Cellular component (GO): membrane
Molecular function (GO): G protein-coupled peptide receptor activity
Source: RefSeq, a predicted model, not a curated record